AUGGCACCCAAGCGCUCACAUGCCGAAAUGUCAGGCAAGAAGACAGACUCCACCGCAACAUCCUCCUCGCCACUCAUGCCUAUGUUCGAGCAUUUCCGUGCCGAGCUGGACGAACAUCACGAUCGGAGAGAAAGGAUCAUCAAGGCCUCAAGGGAUGUGACUGCUGCUUCGAAGAAGAUAAUCUUCACGCUCCAACGCACCCGCACCCUUUCCCAACCCGUCCCGGCCCACGUAACCAAAUCCAACACCCCCUACCACGAAAUCAUCAAGACCCAACUCAGCUCUGUCGCCGCCGACCUUCAAGGCCUCAACGCCCACCGCUACGCCCGGCAGAUCAGCGGCGGAUGCCAGGAGUUCAUGGAAGCGGCCCUGUUCUCGCAUUACCUCACCACUAGCACUCUGCUGUCUUACGAAGCGGCCGCAGAGCAAUUGCAGGCUUUGGGCGUGGGACUUAGCGUGGAGGAUUAUGUCUUGGGGGUGUUUGAUUUCACGGGCGAGGUGAUGCGGUUUGCUAUUACGGCGAUGGCGACAAGCGGGGCUUUACCGGCGGUCGAGAGUGGUAGUAGUGAGGGUGAGAUGGAGGUUGAAAGUGAGAGGAGGACGGUACUGGAUGAUCUGAGGGUCUUGAGGACGGUGUUGGAGGGGAUGAAUGCGGGUGGGGGGCCUUUUGGGAAGGAGUGUGAGAAGAAGAUGGAUGUGAUGAGGGCGAGUGUGGAAAAAGUUGAGAGGGCUUUAUACGGCCUGGUCGUGCGAGGCGCCGAGCGUCCCAAGGGAUGGAUGCCAGAUACUGACGCUGCGCGGCCUGUGGAGGUCGAAGGCUGA
Molecule: messenger RNA, 822 nt
Organism: Zasmidium cellare ATCC 36951
Lineage: Eukaryota; Fungi; Ascomycota; Dothideomycetes; Mycosphaerellales; Mycosphaerellaceae
Exons: 4
Coding region: 1-822 (273 amino acids)
Cellular component (GO): cytoplasm; nucleus
Molecular function (GO): RNA binding; RNA endonuclease activity; sequence-specific DNA binding
Source: RefSeq, a predicted model, not a curated record